Messenger RNA from Physella acuta, 4532 nucleotides. RefSeq lists its product as uncharacterized. NCBI's taxonomy places the organism in Eukaryota, Metazoa, Mollusca, Gastropoda, Physidae. The record is from RefSeq and is a predicted model, not a curated record. Gene Ontology annotation, molecular function: protein binding.
CCGUUUUUGGAUAAACUACACAAAGAAGACUAAAAAUGCAACACAUUUUAACGAUUUUUAUUAACUAUGAAUAUUAUUCUCUAACAGUUCAUUAGAUUUCUGGUUCUUUAAUUUGUUUUUACAUAGUCAAAAGGUUUUAUACAACAGUUCUAUCCCCAACAAACAUGAUGAGCUGGGCUUCCUGUUUGGUUGUAGCUGGUACUCUGUGCUCCCAGCUGAAUCCAGUAGCUUUAUCCAAAAUAGGAGUAUGCCGUGCUGGCCACUUUUAUGACACCAUUGCAGAAAAGUGCAAGAAAUGCUCCUUGUGUCCAGCAAACCAACUCGUCAAGACACAGUGUUCUCAGUUUGCAGACUUAGAGUGUGGUUCUCUAGACUCAAAUAUAGAUGUGUUGUUUGACACCAAAAAUGGUGUGCUGUCUAUAGAUGUGGAUACUGGUACACCAAAAAGAACAUCAAAGGAGAAACCUAGCCUGAUAGUUAAUGAAGAUGAGGGCCCAACUGUUGAGAAAGAGGACAGAGAGUACUGGAAGACAUUGGCAUUUGCUCUGAUUGGAUUGUUGAGUGUUUUGAUUAUUGUUGCAACUGUUAUUGUUCUUAUGGCUUUCCGUAAGCUUCAGAAGGUGGCUGUUAUCAAACAACCUGAAGAAAAUGAUAUAGAUGACACAGACUCUGGCUAUGUUGUCAUACGAGCCAUAAGAAACAUUGGUGAUCCGAGGCCAGUAAACUCAGAGUACAACGUUUACUCACGGGAGGAUUACGAAGCCCAUCCUCCCCUGCUGACAUCCUCCACUGACAUGGAUCUCCAAUCAGUCUGCGACCCAUCCUCCCAGUUCUGCACGAUGCCAGGCCGACUUUGUUUUCUCCCUAAGGUUUACAAACCCCAGCGACGCCUGCUGAACUACGAUGCAGAUGAUGUGUUUGAGUCUGAUGACAGCGGGGCCUCCUGUAGCGUAGCAGUAAGAAACAAACUACAGCCAGUCACUGAGACCAAAACAGCGCCAAAGGGUAGACCUGAGUCUUCACUGGCCAGAGAUGCAACUGAUCCAAUUGUGUGAAUGGUGACAUGUCUGAUUGUAUAUUUUACAGAAGAUAUCGUUAGUGAGUUAUAAGCAUAGUUGCAAUUGUAAAAAGCUAACCCUAUGGCACCUGAAUAAUGUACAUGAGCUGAUCAUAAAAAUUGUAAGAUUAUCACAACUUUAAAAAUUGCAAUUUGGACAAAACUUUUGAACUUUGAUUUUAUAGCUAACUCUAUAGAAAUUACUAAAAUAAAAAUGUCUCAUAGGGUGUUAUAAGGUUUAAGCGUUACAUGCAUUAAAUAUUGGUUGACUGUAGUGCUUAAAAUAAAGUCAUUGGUUUGUCUAAUAUUAAUACCACAUAAUAAGGAGUAAUUUUGCCUGAUCUGGAUCAGUCUUUGAAUUCUACGGUUGUAAUACAGAAAAUUGUGUUGAGUGCACUCCACUGUACCUUGUAAAAUUUAGUCUGACCACCAGAGUGCUGUUGUACUGAAUGCUAAUGGGCUAUUAUUACUUCCCCAUUCUGAAAUUUCAGAUUAGCCAGUGUACCAUUGCAAUUUUUUGUUUAUUGUUUUAUUAUGUUUGUUUCUUUUUUGAUUUUAUGGAACAAAUUUUCAGUUUUGUGUAUUUUUAUACUUUUAUUUCAAGUGGAACAAAAAUAAUCACAUAUUUGAUUUAAUCAGUAUGGGUUAUUUUAUUAUUUCUUUACUUACAGUUCCACAACAGAAGCUCAUCCCCUGUAGUGUGGCAUUACAAUAGUUUUUCAAGCCAGUCAGUUUUAUUUGAUAAAUCUUUCACCUUUUUUUAGCAGUAGAUUUAGUAGGAUUGUUGUAGUUAUUGAAUAUAUACUAGUCAUAAAUUAUAUAUCCUGUGCUUCCAUUUGUGACACAACUGCCACUGUACUCUCUGAGACACUACUAGUCACAUUUUUCAUAAGUGGUAACUUGUGACUAUUCAUGUUUAUAAGCUCAGUUUUUUUUUAAACGUAAUACGUUUUUUUUUAUUUGUAAAGAGUUAUUUAUGAUUGAGUUCUAAUUCACAUUUUUUGUGUAGUGUCUUAGAAUUAGAAUUUUUCACAAUUUGUGUGUAAAAUUUUAACUAUGAACUUAGAUGUGUACCUAAACCACUACAGAGUAGCCACAGUAUAGCUUAAAGAAUGCUAAAUGUAUAUUUUUACAAAUUACUUUUUAUUUUAAUCCCUAUACUUUUAAAGAGUGAGUUUACUGAUUUAUUUUAAUGUUGUUUUUUUUUAAGUAUAUACAGGAUUUCUUAAAAGCAGUUUCUACUAUACUAGCUGAAGGUAAAUUAUUUUUAAAAGUUGUUUUUACUAUUGUAUCUUGAGUUGGAAUGAAAUUGUUUAUCUCUGUAAUGUUCCUUGCUCUAAUAGAAGCUUGAUGAAAAUGCUAUUUCUGCCUAGAUUUGCAUAUAAGGUUGUGAAUUCAAUGUUAUUCUUCUGUUCAUACAUCUUACAUCUAAAAAAAUAUUUUUAAUACUAUCUCAGAUUAAUAGAAAAAAGCUUAUUUAAAUACUCAAUUUCUUUCAAUAGUUCAUUUCCUAUGUUUUUUAUUUGUUAAUUCUAAAUGAAUUUUUGUUUAGUCAGUGUUUUUAAUUUAAUAUUGUUUUAUACACUGUAUUAUAUGUUUUGACACAUAAAAUUAAUUAUUUUUUUAAAACACUUCAUAAGUUUUACAUUUAACUUAAGUCAAAUUUUACCAUAAAACUUUAAAUGAAAUAAGCAUAUUAUUACAAACUAAUUGUACCAAAAAAUUUGAAAAUACCCUAGUCAAAUAUAUGUUUAAUUUAUUUAACACCUUCACAAUUGAAGAGUUUUUCUGUAACAUUAAAAUUAGUUUCUAGGAUCUUAAAUUUUUACUUAUGCUAAAACAGUUUCAUUUUUUUUCUUGUUUGUUUGUUUAUUCAUUUAUUUUCCAUAAGAUAGAUGCCUCAUUAGUUUAUUUAAAUAAUUCCAUUGUAAUGUUGUAUUUUAAAUUUAUUUUAAUUUUUAUUUGUUGAGCUUAGAACUUACCCUACUGCAUAAUUAUUUUAAAAAUUUCAUUGUAGAUUUGUUCAUUGAAGCCUGAUUAGGACAUUGUUUACUUAAUAUGUACAUAUAUCAUGAUUCAUGUGUAUUUAGGGAAAUUGACUAGUGCUGUUUAAAGAAAUUCAAAUCAACAUGUGAGAAAUUGCUGUCUGGUUCCUGUUAUUGCUGACACCAAUUUGUUUUCACAUAUCAUUAGUGUUCAUAGAAGGUUUAUUUUUUUGCCUUAGUUUCUAUAGUCUAAUAUUAAAGCGGGAGGAACUAUGGUACUUUACAUCGGUAUAUAAAUAUAAUAAUAAUGUUUAUCACACUUUGGCAUUAUUUUAAGAAAACAAGAACUAAAUUUUGGCAGUUUCAAUACAAAUGUAAUACAAAUGGACCAGCUUAUCUAAUGUUGACAAUGCUCAGUUACUAUUUCAGUUUAUUUUAGGAGAGGGGUGGUGGGAAUAGUCUACAAAAUUUGACAUCAUAUAUAGACGACUCUGUACUUAAAGAAUACAAUACUUAUCUAAUCAUUUAAUUGGAUUAAUUUUCAAAUAAUUUACCACAAUAUCCUAAAUGUAUGGCUCCUUUGGCCUUGUGAGACUAGAAUUUUGCGCCUGGAGAUAAAAUGUCAUUUUCUUGGUGCAUGCUCUGUUGUGGCUGAACAUGAUCAUGCCAGUUUUUUAAUGGCAAUCAGAAUGUGCAGAUAUUUUCCUUCUUCUUUUCUCAGAGGCUACCUCUGCCCUUUCUCCUUAAGCUAUGAGGAUGCCGGUCCGCACGGCCUGUCUCCACAAUGUUCUGUCUUGGGCCAGCUGCUCCUUCAUGUGUUUGUUUAUGUCUGUUUGCCUCAGGUUUUGUUUACAGACAUCUCUGUAAUUUAGUCGCCCAUUGGUUCUUGUACAAGAUCCUAGAUGAGUUUAAAUCUAGAGCUUUAUCAACAUACUAGAACAAAGUUUAGUAUCAAUGUCAUUUUUAUCAUUAAAUAUUUAACUUACUUAAUUGUUUUACAUUCAGAUUUCACUUUUGUUCUCAUGUGCUUAAGGGAUUAAUGAAUGGCCUUGUAAUUUUGGGAUUUUAAUCAGAAGUAUAUUUUUAGUCUAUAAAAGCAUUAUUUUGUAAAUAAAUAUUGUGUUGAAAGCAAUGAUUAUUGAAAAGCAUUAUUAUAUUGUCAUAAAAUUUAAUUUAACUUAUUCUGUCUUCCUAAUUCUGAUCUACUGUAUAUUGGUACCUAGUGCCACGCAUUACUGAUCUGAAAGAACUAUUUAUUGCCUUUUAUGUCAACUAAAUCAAAAUUUAUUUCUCAGCUGCAAUGUAUGUUUAAUGUCCAGAUGUAGAAAAGCUUCUAGGCUGUGUAUGGGAAGGGACUAAAAGCUAGUUUAUCAUUGUUCAAAGAUCUGAUGGAUGUAACAGCUGCAUGAAAUUUUUUGUUUUAAUUACUUAAAUAUAUUCAGAACUGAUUUUGCAGAUCUAGAUUGAUCAAUCAAUAAAAUGAUUGUUGU